Molecule: messenger RNA, 1833 nt
Organism: Populus nigra (black poplar)
Lineage: Eukaryota; Viridiplantae; Streptophyta; Magnoliopsida; Malpighiales; Salicaceae
Product: transcription factor HHO3-like
Exons: 5
Coding region: 531-1703 (390 amino acids)
Biological process (GO): regulation of DNA-templated transcription
Molecular function (GO): DNA binding; DNA-binding transcription factor activity
Source: RefSeq, a predicted model, not a curated record
AUUUAUACAUCGCAUAUCCAAGAUUCGUUCUGUACGCGACGCCCCGACCUCGAUCUCCCUACCUUCGCAACUUUUCCCCCCUCCCCUCCUUCUCUCUUAUUGCAACCUAAUUCCUUACAACAACCUAGCUAAUCCCGCAUUAUUUAUCUUAAUCAUCCAUCAAUCUUUCUCUGUUAGUCUCGAUACCAGUAUUACCCUUCUUUCUCUCGCUACGCUCUACUGCGUGUCUAUGUGUGUGUGUAUAAAAAGGAGUGUAUUUUUCUUUUUCUUGGCUGUCAUUUUGAUUCCAUUUUGUGAUUCUACUUAGAUCCCAUAUUCUUGUCUCAGUGUUCUUCUCUCCCUUUCUUCUUGUUUUUUUCGGAUCUAUCUAUGCUCUGUAACCAGAUCACCCCACCUGUACAUCUACUUAUAAUCUAUCUACCCCACUACCUCCAUCAUCAUCAGCCUUAACAGGAAUAAUAACGGGAAGUAAAAAAGGAACUGCCUUUUCUCAAGACUGGAUAGAUAGAUAUUUGAACAGAUUAAAAAUAAUGGAUUUUGCAGAGAAAAUGCAACGGUGUCAUGAAUAUGUAGAAGCAUUAGAAGAAGAAAGACGCAAGAUUCAAGUGUUUGAACGCGAGCUUCCUUUGUGUCUAGAGCUUGUUACUCAAGCGAUCGAGGCAUGUAAGAGGGAGUUAUCAGGGACAACUGAGGAUCAUAAUAUGCAUGGACAAUCGGAAUGCUCUGAGCAGACAUCGAGUGAAGGGCCUGUUUUGGAGGAAUUCAUUCCUAUUAAGAGAACUCACUUUUCUGAUGACGAUGAUAAUGAUAAUAAUCAUGAUGAUGAUCAUCAUCAAGAACAACAAUCACAGAAUAAUAAUAAGAGAAACAAGAGUAACAGCAGCAUCAGCAACAACGAUCACAAGAAGAAAUCCGAUUGGCUUAGAUCUGUCCAGUUGUGGAAUCAAUCCCCAGAUCCACCUCAAAAACAGGAUUUGCCAAGAAAGGCAGCGGUGACAGAAGUGAAAAGAAAUGGGGCUGGAGGUGCAUUCCAGCCAUUUCACAGAGAGAAAAGUGUUGGGAAGAGUAGUAAUCAGGCAAUCUCUAAGGCACCGCCUUCAGUGCCGGCUUCUGCAACAAGUUCAAUAGCGGGUGCUGUGACAGGAGGAACUGGUGGUGGAGGCAAUACAAAGGAAGACAAAGAAAAGGGAAAUCAAAGAAAGCAAAGAAGAUGUUGGUCACCUGAGCUGCAUAGAAGGUUCUUACAUUCUCUUCAACAGCUUGGUGGCUCACAUGCUGCAACUCCAAAGCAAAUAAGGGAGCUCAUGAAGGUGGAUGGACUUACUAAUGAUGAAGUCAAGAGUCAUUUACAGAAAUACCGUUUGCAUACAAGAAGACCAAGCCCUACAAUCCACAAUAACAGCAGUCAACAGGCACCACAAUUUGUAGUUGUUGGUGGCAUCUGGGUUCCACCGACUGAUUAUGCAGCAGUGGCUGCCACAACAACAGCGGGAGAACCUUCCACUAUUUCCGCGGCCAAUGGAAUUUAUGCACCAAUAGCCGCACCACCACCCGCUGUCCCACAAAAUCGACAGCAUACACAAUCUGAGCACUUGCAGUCAGAAGGUAGGGGCAGUCAUGGUGAAGGGGGGGGUGCUCAUUCUAAUAAUUCCCCCGCUACAUCUUCCUCCACGCAUACUACCACGACAUCCCCAGUGUUUUGAGUAUCAUUGCGUGAGUGUUGUAAAGUUAAAAUAAAAAUAAGAUGAGAGUGGUGUAAAAUUUUUGUAACCAAAGACUAGAUCAAAGGCCUCUAUAUGUGACAUAGACAUCGUUCGGAGUUUUCUUGUGCAA